This is a messenger RNA of Penicillium lagena, 1368 nucleotides long. RefSeq lists its product as uncharacterized. The record is from RefSeq and is a predicted model, not a curated record. NCBI's taxonomy places the organism in Eukaryota, Fungi, Ascomycota, Eurotiomycetes, Eurotiales, Aspergillaceae. Gene Ontology annotation, cellular component: membrane. Gene Ontology annotation, molecular function: carbohydrate:proton symporter activity. The coding region runs from base 1 to 1368 and encodes 455 amino acids. Gene Ontology annotation, biological process: carbohydrate transport; transmembrane transport. The transcript is spliced from 11 exons.
AUGAUUGAGAUCAGCGAUAUGACAUCCAACACCAAGAUGGAGGGUAAACUGUGGUUCAAGCGUGGCCACCCCAUCCAAUUUGCCAUUACAUGCACAUGUUUAACGGCAUUUGUUCUGUUCGGCUACGACCAAGGAGUCUUUGGAGGUCUCGUCACGAAUCCUGAUUUUCUUAAAACCUUCGGCAAUCCGAGUCCAGGCUUUACAGGGAUUAUCGUCUCCAUAUACAAUAUCGGAUGUCUUGUUGGCUGCAUCAUCAACUUCUUCGUUGGGGAGACCAUCGGACGGAGGAAAGCCAUUCUCAUGGCGAUGAUCCUGACCGUCAUUGGGGCAAUAUUGCAAUGCUCUGCCUUCGGGGUACCGCAACUCAUGAUCGGGCGGGUGAUCACAGGACUGGGUGUUGGUAUCGACACGUCCACUGUGCCUAUGUACCAGGCUGAACUCUGCAAGAGCAAGUAUCGAGGCCGACUCGUUACCACCGAAGUCCUCUUCGUCGGACUCGGAAUCACGGUCGCCUACUUCUUCGUCUUCGGCCUCAGCUUCACCUCUGGUCCGCUAUCGUGGCGUCUCCCAAUUGCAGCCCAGGUUAUUAUCGCAUUCACCAUUUCCAUUAUUAUCUUCGGUGUUCCUGAAAGCCCCAGAUGGCUCACCAAGAAGGGCAGGCUUGAUGAAGCUACAAGCCUGCUGGCUUAUGUCUUCGACAUGGCAGAGGAUGACCCGUAUAUCAUUGAAGAGAGAAACGCGAUGAUGAAUGCCGUUCGGCUGGAGGAGGAGAUCCCCUUCCGUUGGUCACAGGCUCUGAAACCUGACGCUGUCAAGACCAAUAAACGUAUCGGUCUGGCAUUUUUGGUGCUUUUCAUGAAUCAAUGGGCCGGCAUCAACGUUAUCGUCUUCUAUGCACCCACAGUUCUGGAACGAAACGUCGGCCUCCACAGAACCACCGCCCUUGUAGUCGCUGGAUGUGUUGAGUUCUCGUUCGUAAUUGGCUCCUUGGUUCCUUCUCUUGGCCUGGAUCGAUUCGGCCGCAAGAAGCCAAUGAUGUUUGGGUCGCUGGGUAUGGCCGUCUCUAUGAUGAUGGUGGCGAUCUUGCUCUCGUUCAAGGGCACCGCCAUCGAACGUCCGACUGCGGAGGCGUCGAUUGCUUUUCUGAUUACGUUCAUGCUUUGUUUCGGUGCCAGUCUGAAUGCCAUUCCCUGGUGUUACAGUGCGGAGAUUCUGCCUCUCAGAGUGCGCGGGCAGGGAACAGCACUCGCAGUGAUGAAUAACUGGGUAUGGGUGUUUACCAUCGUCAUGGCCACGCCAACCAUGAUCGAGAGGUUGCAAUGGAAGACUUACUUGAUCUUCAUGGCUAUGGUAUGCCACUUCCUUUAG